Phaedon cochleariae (mustard beetle) is the source of this 546-nucleotide messenger RNA. The record is from the annotation of a GenBank genome assembly. NCBI's taxonomy places the organism in Eukaryota, Metazoa, Arthropoda, Insecta, Coleoptera, Chrysomelidae.
AUGCAGAUCUUCGUGAAAACCUUGACGGGCAAGACCAUCACGCUCGAGGUCGAACCCUCCGAUACCAUCGAGAAUGUGAAGGCCAAGAUCCAGGACAAAGAGGGCAUCCCGCCCGACCAGCAGCGUCUCAUCUUCGCCGGCAAACAGCUGGAGGACGGUCGCACGCUGAGCGACUACAACAUCCAGAAGGAAUCCACCUUGCAUCUGGUGCUCAGGCUGAGAGGGGGCGCCAAGAAGCGCAAGAAGAAGAAUUACUCCACUCCCAAGAAGAUCAAGCACAAGAAGAAGAAGGUCAAGUUGGCCGUGUUGAAGUUUUACAAAGUUGACGAGAAUGGAAAAAUUCACAGGCUGAGGAGAGAAUGCCCAGCCGAACAAUGUGGCGCCGGUGUUUUCAUGGCUGCCAUGGAAGACAGGCACUACUGCGGAAAGUGUGGUUACACCUUGGUGUUCUCCAAACCAGAGGAUAAAUAGGUGGUUUAUAGAAUUGUUAAUACAAAACACAUAAAUGCCUUGUUUUAGUUUUUUUGAAUAAAGUAUUGCAAGGUA